This is a messenger RNA of Acromyrmex echinatior (Panamanian leafcutter ant), 652 nucleotides long. RefSeq names its product membrane-bound neuregulin protein vein (gene vn). The record is from RefSeq and is a predicted model, not a curated record. NCBI's taxonomy places the organism in Eukaryota, Metazoa, Arthropoda, Insecta, Hymenoptera, Formicidae.
CGACAGUGGCGUGGCCGCGGCAGGAGCAGCCCUGUCCAAUAGCAGGAGACUUUUGCAUGAACGGUGGUACCUGCCUAUUUUUUGAGACUGUCGGUGAACCGGCAUGCAAAUGCGCGGAGGGCUUCACGGGUCUGCGGUGCGAGACGAAGGAUGUCAGCAGCACCGGAAGUGUGUAUAACCGGCGUAGGGCACCUUUUUCCUGCAAGCUGGGACUCUCUACCUCGUACUACUGCUAGCGAUAAUCGCGCGGGGCCCUUUUUAAUCAUGAGUAGACCUUUUUCUACCCUCGCGGUAUACUGCAGUGUAGGAACCCACGAGAUAGAGUCGUGAGAGGGCCAACGCGCGACCAAAGAGGGAAGGGAAAAGCGUAUGAACGAAGAAAAGUAGGCGGAUCAGAAACACGGACGCGAAAUGAUUAGACAAGGGAGAGAAAUUGAGAUAAAGAAUUAGAAAUGACGAAUUUCGAAUCCGUCGAUCUCGGGCAUUAGGACGGGUCCUAUGUAUUUUAUAAUAAUAAGAACAAGUUAGGUUCCAAAUAGUUUGGACCGGGCAUUCGUACCUUCUUCAAUUUCUACGGCUGACGCUACUUAUACACCUUUUCCUUAUUAUUCUUCUUUCUCUGUACGCUCUUUUAUUUCCUUUUGCUCUUCUU